AUGGCGGAGACAGCUGCCGGACCCUCUCGCGCAGCGACCGUGCAGGACGAGACCGACGAUGUCGCCAUGAACGGCGCCGGUGCUGGCCCCAGCACGGCCAACAGCAACGGCAAUGGCGUCAAGAACGAGGUCGAUGGCGACGAGGCAGAGGGGGAGGGGUUGGGAGAGGACGGGUUGCCACGUAACGCGUGUGCGACGCUGUACCUCCACAACCUGAACGAGAAGGUCCGGAUACCUGUCAUGAAGGAGACCCUCGCGUCGCUCUUCAAGCCCUACCGCCCCAUUACUCCCAUUGUCGCCCACCGCAACACGCGGAUGCGCGGACAGGCGUUUGUGAGCUUUCACGACAAGGCAAGCGCGGAGAAGGCGCGUAGCGACGUCAACGAGUUCCCCCUGUAUGGCAAGCCCAUCAUCAUCUCGUAUGCCAAGACUAGGUCAGACGCGGUGAUCGUCGCCGAGGACGGAGAGGAGGCGCUGGAGGAGUGGAAGAAGGUCCGGCUGGAGGACAAGAAGGUGAAAAGGAGGACAAAUCCUAUUCGCCUGAAGGCGCGCGCAAAGCAAAAGGCUGGCGACGACGGCGAGGCCCCCGCGGCCAAGAAGCCGCGCAUGCAGAUGCCAGACGAGUACCUGCCACCCAACAACGUCCUGUUUGUCCAGAACCUGCCCGAGGGAACCACGCAGGACGACCUGCGCGACGUCUUCGAGCAGCACGCCGGUCUCCUCGAGAUCCGUACCAUCCCGGCCAAGCGCGACAUUGCGUUCAUCGAGUUUGCAGACGAGGCGACGGCCAUGGUGGCCAAGGACGCCCUGCACAACUUUAAGAUCGAUGGCGAGACCAAGAUGAAGGUCACGUACGCGAGGAAGUAG
Molecule: messenger RNA, 867 nt
Organism: Apiotrichum porosum
Lineage: Eukaryota; Fungi; Basidiomycota; Tremellomycetes; Trichosporonales; Trichosporonaceae
Exons: 6
Coding region: 1-867 (288 amino acids)
Biological process (GO): mRNA splicing, via spliceosome
Cellular component (GO): U1 snRNP
Molecular function (GO): U1 snRNA binding
Source: RefSeq, a predicted model, not a curated record